Messenger RNA from Mercenaria mercenaria, 6773 nucleotides. Its product is annotated as DNA-directed RNA polymerase, mitochondrial-like. The transcript is spliced from 33 exons. Gene Ontology annotation, molecular function: protein binding; mitochondrial promoter sequence-specific DNA binding; DNA-directed RNA polymerase activity. Lineage: Eukaryota; Metazoa; Mollusca; Bivalvia; Venerida; Veneridae. The record is from RefSeq and is a predicted model, not a curated record. Gene Ontology annotation, biological process: mitochondrial transcription. Bases 42 to 4757 code for a protein of 1571 amino acids. Gene Ontology annotation, cellular component: mitochondrial DNA-directed RNA polymerase complex.
GUCAAGGUCAUUCCUAAAACGUGCUUUUGAAACUGUCAAAAAUGUCUCAAAUUUUGCGUGUUGCUGGGCGAUUUACUGUGUCGUCGAUUAGAAGUAUAGAGAGACACACCGUUUGUGAGUCUUGUCUUCUUCUAAGGAAUGGUUUCAGAGAAUAUUCAACACAAACAAAGUUUGAGCAUCAUUUGAAAUUCUUUAAGAAACGCCGCUGGAAGAAAAAGAAGAAACAGCUUCCAGAUCUAGAGGAGUUACACCAGCAGUUAGUUAGAAUGGUAGAUGCCAGGUUUCAUCAAUUGUCAAGCUCAAGUGGAAAAAGAACACAACAACUAGAUUUUGAGGUUUCUCCGUGUGUGAGAACAGAAUACCACAGACUGAAUAAAGAUAAUCUUAGACUGGCUCAACAAACAACAGACAAAAAUACAUGUCAUCAGACUGGUACACAGGAUUUACGAGGACUGGGUAAUAUACAGAAUGCAGUUGGUGAUGUAGGAGCGCAGUCUGAAACCCAGACAAGGUUCCAAGGUCUGAAUAAACGUGAUCAGAGAAAUAUAAUUAAGGAACAAAACCAGUCUAUUAAUUAUAAAAAUUCGGACAAUCCAGUAUUCCGUGAAAGUAAUGAUUUAAAUUACUUUGAAACUCUAGAUGAAUUUUAUGGGAAAAAGAGAACAGAUGUUUAUGAAAAAAGUGCUAAACCACUUUAUACAGAAAUAGCAUCAAAUGCACAACACACGUCUGUGAUAAAAAAUGAAAAAAAAUUAAGACAACAGGAAUUUGACACAGUCAGUAAAUUGACGAAAGAUAAAACAGGACUAGGAGAAAGACAUGUAAGUGACAUGAGUGAUAAAAUGACUGUGAUAUUAAAAGACUUCCAAAAAGCAAAUCAUGAAAAGGGGGAAACUGAACUAACUGAUAGUCAGAAAGAGGUUAUAAAAAUUAUUAAACAAAAACAAAAAGUUGAUAAAGGAGAUGCUAAAUUAAAGAAAGGGACUAAAAAGAGGAGACAGAAGGCAAUGUUUCAUGAAGUGUAUGGAAGAAAAAGUAAGAAAAUUCAUGAAAAGAAGGAAAAGUUGAAAAAUCAUGGCAAUAAAAUGAUUGAAACACCAAGGACUUUAAGACUACUUAAUGAGUUAUAUGACGGCUCAAAGCCUUUAUCUAACUUAAAUGUAACAACGUUUGAUGAAGGUCUCAAAGAGGCCAAGUGUAUGUUUUCUUAUAAACCAGAAGAAAGUUCGGAAUUAUUGAGCUCAGAGACUUUGUUUGAGGGAUAUUUGGAUAAAGAUCUUGUAGAGACAGAAGAAUCUGUUUGUCAAGAAGGUGAUAUUGAUGAAAAUGUAAGUGACAUAGAGGAAGAUCAUUUGGCUGAUACAGAGAAAAGUGAAAACUGCAAAGCAGACAGGUUGCCUGACGCUGAAUGGGCUGUGAUAAAAGCUAUCAGAAAGAAGAAGAAAGACGUUCAUGUGUUAAGUGUGGAGGAGAUGGGCAAACUUGAGAUGCUGCAGGACGUGUUUCACGAGGACAUGACAAUCGAAGGAGAUCUUCAGCAAGAUUAUGUUGUCCCUGACUGGGCACAGGAUGUUAGACCUAUAGAGGGAACCUUAACAAAAAAGGCGCAGAAGAAACGUGAAAAACAGAGAAAGGAUAAUUUGCAACACAUGAAGGUUGACGAUGAUUUGAUACUUCAUACAAAACAAGAAAUGUUCAAUCAAGAUCUUCUGUCGUACGUACAGGCCUGUGUCUUUUGUGGAAUUACAAACAGAGCUCUAGAAGAUAUAAAAAUGUACCGAGCAAAAGACAACCCCGAGUACAAAGUGAAUGAUGUGAGAAUCUACAAUAUAAUUCUGAGAGGACUAGGAAAAGAGGACAAAGACCUUUACAAAGUUCGAGAAGUGUUUUCGUACAUUCGUGAGGAUGGUUUAGACCCAGACUUGGAGACGUACAUGUUAUGUUUAUCAUGUAUAGGGAAGGCAUCGGAUUAUGAUCUGAUGUUAGCCUCCUUUAUUGUGAAAGAUAUGAUCAAUGAGGGUCUUGACGUGAAGGAUAUUUUCAACCAGUGUACCUUCCAGUACAAUGAGAGGUCCAGAGUUUAUCAGAUACUGACAGAAGUUGUUCCAGACUUUGAACCUAACCCACCCGUCGUGAAUGUGAAGUAUGAUGGACCCCUUGUGGAGCCUCUAAAUGAAAUGUUACCAGCGGAAGAGAAAGUAGAAGUAAAUCCAUUUACAUGUGGCAUGUCGAAAGAGGAAAUUAUGAAGGCUGCUGAAGAACAAUUUGGGAGAGAAUUAGAUGGACUUGUGACCCUUAAUUCUAUCUUCAAAACAAACACAAAUUUGGAUAAAAGGAAGAGAGAAACAAUGGAAAAAUUACAAGAACAGUGGCGUAUUCAAAUCAAGAAAGCUUUCUUACAACGUAAAAAUAGUCUUCGUUUAAAGACUUACCUCACACAAGGGAUCAACAUUUACCCAUUCUUCUGUCUGUUUCCUGAUGAUGAUUAUGUUAAAAUUUUAUGUCAGGAGUUGCAGUUUUGGUUGCUGUUCUCUCAGAUGUACAGUCCCUCAUGCGCUCUACUUCGUAAAUUUAUAAUUAAUCGUAUACGCCAGAGGUUCAGCAUUCAACAGAUGAUAGAGCUGGAUGUAUUUCCUAAGUUACACAAGGCAUAUUCUAGAUAUAUUACACACCUGACAGAUCCAUCCACCCAUGUACCACCACAGAGACAGCUAUGGAAGCAAAUUAUUCAGGAUGUCACAGAUGGAAACAGUAUGGAGAGACCUUUUGUUGAAUGGUCAGAUUCUGUGAGAUUUACAAUUGGUGAUAUUUUGUUUGAUAUUUUGGUAGUCAAUGCAAAGUUUGAUUUGAACAUACACAACAAUAAACCAGAAAAAAUGACUGGAGCAUUUUUUGUGGUAGAGAGAUCUCGUGACGGUAAACGGAACAUGGAAGUGAGGCCACAUCCAAUGCUGGCCACACUGGUAAAUGCUGAGGCAGAUUUGAUCAUGCCAACAGAAAAGAUUCCAAGUCUGUGUCCCCCUGUACCGUUCACUGCCCCGGGGCAGGGUGGGAACUUUAUAAGUACAGUGGAUUUGUUACGCUGGUGCAUGGACCAACAGGUCCAGAUACUGAAGGAGAGGACAGAAGAGGCAGGACCUGUUCUAGACAGUCUUAAUGUCCUGUCUACAUACGCAUGGAAAAUCAAUAAACCUGUGUUGGAUGUUGCUCUGAAGGUGUUUAAAGAGGGAGGGAAUGAAGACUUAGAAAUUCCUGUUUUACCACAGAGUAUACUGAAACCACAUAAACCAGAUCCCAAUGCAGAAAGAGAAGAGGUGAAACAAUUCAACAAGAAAAUGUUUGUGUAUAAGAAAAGUUUGUCGGAGGCUGUCAGUUUAUGGUGGAGCGGUCUUUAUAAACUAUCCAUAGCAAAUGAGUUGAGAGAUAGAACAUUCUGGUUGGCAACAAACAUUGAUUUCCGCGGGAGAGCCUAUCCUAUAGCUCCACAUUUACAUCAUCAGAACCAGGAUCAUGUUAAAGCUUUUAUGCUGUUUGCUAAAGGAAAGCCACUUGGAGAGAAAGGUUUAGACUGGCUAAAACUGCAUUUAGUAAACCUAACAGAGCAUAAGAAAAGAUCAUCGUUAGAAGACAGGCUGAAGUAUGCUGAUGAGAUGAUGGCAGAAAUUCUCGAUUCAGCUGACAAUCCUCUUACUGGUAGAAAAUGGUGGAUGACGUCUGAUAGUCCUUGGCAGACACUGGCAGCGUGUAUAGAAAUUGCUGCGGCAACAAGAAGUGGUGAUCCUUGCAAGUUUGUGUCACACUUUCCAGUUCAUCAGGAUGGCUCAUGCAAUGGUCUGCAACAUUACGCGGCACUUGGUCGUGACGUCACUGGAGCAAAGUCUGUAAAUCUCAAGUCAGAAGAUGAAACACCGGCCGAUGUGUAUUCUGAUGUUGUUGAUCUGGUGAAGAAAGAGAUAGAAUUUGAUAUUGAAAAUGAAACAAAUGAUUUUAAAAUAGCCACAAUCUGUCAACCAUAUCUGGAAAGAAAGGUAAUUAAGCAGUCGAUUAUGACUACUGUUUACGGAGUUACAAUGUAUGGGGCCAAGCUGCAGAUACAGCGUCAGCUUGGAUAUAAAGAAUUUCCCGACGAAUAUAUCCUCGUGGCAAGUCGCUAUCUUGCAGAGAAAACAUUCAAGUGCCUAAAUAAUUUGUUUACCUCAGCACGACAGAUACAGAGUUGGUUUGAACAGUGUUCUAUUGCAAUAGGUAAAUCAGGCCAUGCCGUGGAAUGGGAGACGCCAUUAAAUCUGGUCUGUAUCCAGCCCUAUUAUAAAAAUCAACUACAGCCUCCAGAUAUGCCAGACAAAAUCUACAACCAUCUGAUCAUUCAAACACACGCACUGAGAAUUGCUGAUGUAAACAAACAGAGAAAUGGAUUUCCUCCAAAUUUUAUUCAUUCCUUAGAUUCAGUCCAUAUGAUGUUAACUUCUCUUUACUGUUACAGGAAAGGUCUAACGUACAGUUCUGUACAUGAUUCAUUCUGGACCCAUGCCUGUGAUGUUGAUGAAAUGAGUAAGAUAACCAGAGAGCAGUUUAUAGCAUUGCACAAUCAACCAAUCUUACCUGCCUUGUCAGAGUACUUCAUUGAUAGAUACAUUCACAGAGGUGACUUAACAGCUGAGCAAUGUGCCAGAUUACAUAAAGUGUUUACGCAGCUUCCUGAAAGAGGAGAAUUUGACCUGAACGAGAUCCUCCGGUCGCCCUAUUUCUUUAGCUGAGUAUGAAGACUAGGUACACGGGUUUACUUCUUGUCGUUGGUAUGGCUUGAACCUUCAAGAACUACGUAACUUCAGCUUGUAACAGCUCUGAAAGGAACAGAAGGCAUAAGGAUUUGAACAAAUAAAAGUAUCUGGUACUGCUGUUGAUAGGUUAUUGAUAUAACAGAGUAAAUGGACAGUUCUGCAUUAUUUGCAUGAACUAUCUUUGUGGACAGAAUGAUGCAUCACAAAUUCAAGAGUUUUGUUGAAAUUGAGAAUCGACUGGUCUUGCUGUCGUCGAAGAAAAAAAAAAGAGAAAAAGGUGAACUAGAGAGUAAACAGUGAUUCUAGGUGGAAGAUUGGGGACAUUUAAUGGAAAGCAGAAAAUCUACCUGAUUAAAGUAAUUGUUUUAAAAUGCAAGUACUGUGUCCAAAGCCUCUGUUGACUUUAAGUGAGACCUAUGUUUUAACAAAGGAGUUUGUAGAUGUCAUGUUUAUUUAAGGCCAUUUUGUUUUCUACCUGUAUCCCUUCAAUUAGGGAAGUUGUCGGUUCUUUACAGGAUUUACGUGAGCACAGUGCCAGUUCGGGUUCUAAUUGACUUGUGACGUCUCCAGUGUUGUUACUUUAUGGACCUGUUAUGACAGUGGGCAAUUUAGAUGCAAUUAUAUGAGCCGUGCCAUGAGAAAACCAACAUAGUGGCUUUGCGACCAGCAUGGAUCCAGACCAGCCUACGCAUCCAUGCUGUUCGCUAACAGUUUCUCUAAUUGCAAUAGGCUUUGAAAGUGAACAGCAUGGAUCCUGACCAGACUGCCCGGAUGCGCAGGCUGGUCUGGAUCCAUGCUGGUCGCAAAGCCACUAUGUUGGUUUUCUCAUGGCACGGCUCAUAUAUUCUCCGUAUGCAGUUAUGGCAGUCCCUGGAUAGUAGUUGUUGUGUAUAAGAUACAUUAAAGACCGAGUUAUGCUGAAGUAGGAUACUGAGGUUAUAUAGUCUCACGGAAAUGUCUGAUAGUCGGUACACGUGUACCAUGACAUAAGUGAUUUUCAUGGUUUUGGCCAAGAUAGCUAUUUCUUGGGCCUAAAUUAGUGGAUGUCAGACUCAAAACAUAAAAUAUAUAUAUAUAUAUAGGAAUUUUUUGUGUGUUGGGACUACAUUUUUUGUUGAUUCAAUAACACAGAUAUGUAGGAAUUUACAGAUUAAGAAUUCUUCUUAAACUGUGAUAGUUGAAUUAAGUCUCUUUUUAAAAGUCAUUUGUAUAAAAGAAAUUGUUUAAAUUUAGACUGGUAGUGUGUCGUGAUACCUGUACAAGAAGGCAGAGGAGGAUAGGAAAAAUUGUGCUUUUGAAAUGGAUUUUUUUUUUUUUUACAAAAGUCAAGUUAUAUUUUUAAUAGGCAUAAUAUAUGUAGAACAUGAUAGUAUGAGUCUGAAAAAUGGUUGAUAAGCUAAUCUUACGGCUCUCCCAUGUAUGUAAAUAUGAGCUGUGCCAUGAGGAAACCAACAUAGUGCAUUUGCCACCAGCAUGGAUCCUGACUAGACUGUGUGGAUGCGCAGGAUGGUCUGGAUCCUUGCUGGUAGCAAACGCCCUAUGUUGGUUUUCUCAUGGCGCGGCUCAUAUGUAUGAUUUUGAAAGUCAAAAUUAGGUUUUACAAGUGUUUCAUGAACGUGGUCUGAUUUUGAUGUCACACAUAUUUAUUGUAUUACAGAAUGCUACAUGUACGUAUAUUUGUGUAAGUGUGGAGUAUAAACCUGAAUUAUCAAGUCUCAUUUGUCAGAUUGUAACUUUGCCUUCUAAUAAUACAUGGACACGUCAGUUCUGUGUACCGGUAGUUGGGAGCUGAGUUAGGAGGGUAUGAUUGAACCUUCUAUAUAGACCUUAUCAUGAAAUAGAAGUGAUUAUGUCUAUGCAAAUUAGGUUGAUUUCAGUAUUAUAUAUCUACUUGUGUUCUCAUUCCUUAAUUGUUUGUGAUAUUUUUCAUUUAAGGUGAUUAUUGAAUUGAACAAAUUUGUGUUAAGACCAAAAUUUCAUGUCUUAAACCUG